UGAGUGAGGGACAAUAGAGGAGAGAGAGAGAGAGAGAAGAAGAGGGGGCCAGCCAGAGGAAGUAGCAGGGGGAGUGAGGCAUGAGGGGACUGUUCUUCUGUAUACUUACUCUGCUCAUCCUGGGGACUGUCCUGACUGCAUUCGUCUGGAACUUCUUCAGCGACCGGUGAGUCCCAUUCCUUUCACACCCCUUCUCCCCAACUUCCUCCCUCCCGGCUGGGCAGGUGUUGGAGAAGUUGGAGCCUUUAGCCCCGGUCUAGGGUGGAGUAUUAGCUCUGGCUGGAGGUAGCUAGCAUCAUGUCCUCCAGACAGACACAGAGAGGAAGGAAGUGAGUCACCACACUUCUGCUCUUAAUACUGUGAUUAUUUCACAUCGGUUGGUGUGAGUAGCUGCUCUAGUUGAACAAGGUGAAAUAUGAUAUGUUUGGUGUUGGUGGUUAUGCCUGUUCACUGGUCCCUCCCCUCCACCACCUCCCCUUCUCUCUCUCUCAAUUCAAUUUGGGGGAGGGGGGAAAGGAGGGGAUGUUUUUUUUUCCCCGCCGGGGGGGGGGGGGAAAAAAAAUUUUAAAAAACCGGGGUUUUUUCCCCCCCCCCUUUAAUUCCCCCCCCCGGGGGCGGUGGGAAAGUUGAGACCCCCGGAGGGGGGAGAAGGGGGGGAAAAAAACCCCCAAAGAAAAAAAGGAAGGGUCCCCAAUUUUUAAUUUGGGGAACAAGGGGGGGGGUGUUUGGGAAAAAGGGAAAAUAGAAGGGGUGGGGGGAAAAUUUUACUGGCCCUUCCCCCCAAAAAAAAAACAACAAGAAGGCGGGAGGGGAAAAGAUUUCUUGAAACUAUUAAAAAAACGGAAAAUCAAUAAAAUUCGAAACUUCACCGGUUCCCAAAAAAAAAACUUUCAAAUUUUUUUUCAGUUUUAAAAAGGGAAAUUUAAAACAAAAGGGAAAAAAAAAAUUUGGGUUAUUAAAUGGGUUUUGUUUUGGGCCCCGGGAAAGGGUACAAACUUGCACUGUGAUCACACUUUUGGUUUUCCCCCAGUGAAAGGGAUUAAAAAAAAAUUUUUGUUUUUGUUUUUUCCGGGGGGAAAAAAUUUCCUUUUUUCAUAAAUUCAAAAUGGGGUUUACCUUUUUUACUUUUUUUGGGGGCAGGCAAGGGUUUCUUUGAAAAAGGUGUACCCCUUUAAAGAAAACCCUCAAGCCCAAAAUAAAUUUUUAAAAUUUGGGGUAUAAAAUUUUUGUUUUUUGCCAUUGUUUUUUUAGGGAAAAAAUAUUUGGGUUUUUUUUUGUUUUGUUCUUUCCUGGUUUUUUUUUUGGGCUCAAUUUUUGGGUGUUUUGGUUUGUUUUUUUUUUGGGGGGUUUUGGGGUUUUUGGUUUGUCCCCCCCGGACGUUUAAAUUGGGGGUUUUCCCCAAGUUCACUUUGGGAGGUUAGGAAUUUGGGUCGUUUCCUUUUAAGGGGGAAGAAUUUAAAACCUCUUUCGGGAGAAAAGGGGGGCCAAUUCUCCAGCAAAUUCCUGCUUGCAAUGCAUUAUUUGGUGUUUUACGUUGUACACGAGGAUGUUUUUGCAGAAUUCGUGCAUGCAGAGUCUCAAUUUGGUGUUUGUCCCAUUUUGUGAAUUCUUGGUUGGUGAGCGGACCCCAGACCUCAGAACCAUAAAGGGCAAUGGGUUCUAUAACUGAUUCAAGUAUUUUUAGCCAGAUCCUAAUUGGUAUGUCAAAUUUUAUGUUCCUUUUUGAUGGCAUAGAAGGCCCUUCUUGCCUUGUCUCUCAGUCGUUCACAGCUUUGUGGAAGUUACCUGUGGCGCUGAUGUUUAGGCCGAGGGUAUUUAUAGGUUUUUUUGUGUGCUCUAGGGCAACGGUGUCUAGAUGGAAUUUGGUAUUUGUGGUCCUGGCAACUGGACCUUUUUUGGAACACCAUUAUUUUUGUCUUCACUGACGAUUUACUGGUCAGGGCCCAGGUCUGACAGAAUCUGUGCAGAAAUCUAGGUGCUGCUGUAGGCCCUCCUUGGUUGGUGACAGAAGCACCAGAUCGUCAGCGAACGAAGACAUUUUGACUUCAGAUUCUAGUAGGGUGAGGCCGGGCGUGCUGCAGACUGUUCUAGUGCCUCGCCAAUGUCGUUGAUAUAUAUGUUGAAGAGGUGGGGCUUAAACGCAUCCCUGUCUCACCCCACGGCCCUGUGGAAGAAAUGUGUGUGGUUUUUGUUUUCCAAUUUUUAAAAAAUUUUUUUGAAAAAAAUUUUUUUGGGAAAUUUUUUUAAAAAAAACCCCUAAGUUUUUGGGUUUUUUUUCCCCUUGGGGGUAAGGGGCCCGGUUUUUGGAAACAAAAAAAUUUCGGGGUUUUGUUUUUUGGGUUUCCCCAAAAUUGGGGGGGGGUUUUUCCCCCCCGGUUUUGGAAAAAUUUUUUUUUGUUUUUUUUGGGGGGGUUUUUUUAAGGUUUUAACUUUUUAAAAAAUUUCAAAUUGAAAUUUGGGGUAAUUUUUUAAUAAGGAAAAAAGGGGUUUUUUGGGGGGUUGGGGAGGGUUGUUUUUCGUAGUUACAUGGUAAGUAAGCAAUGAUUGGGCUUGUAUAUUUACAUGAGAGAUACGCGAUAAGAACAAGAUUUUUAGGAGGCGUGCGAUUUUUAUCCGAGUUAUUCAAGUCCAGAAGGAGGGAAGGGAAACCAGAGUAAAGAUGGAAAGAGAGAGGAUUUAGGAAGAGAGAAUGUAAGAAGAAAUGCAAAGGAAAUGAGGAAGAAAGAGCGGGAGGUUGAACGUAUUGAGUGAACAAAAGUAAGGAAGCCAGAUGAGACCAUGGUGGUAGUCUUAUAGUUGUUCUAGUUGGGAUUUGAUCAAGUAUAUAUGUUUGAUGGGUUGUUCUCUGAUAGGCCAAAAGAUUGGAGAUGUGGUAAGGUGACGCAAAAACAUACUCUCUGUGAGUAGAAGCGCAUUCAUGGGUUGAAGUGGAGAGUUUAGAUCCAGAAGUGGUUAGAGUCUGAGGAUUCUUCAAUUGAUUGGAGGAGUUCAUGACAGUGUGACUGUUCUUCUUCCGUAUACUUAUCUGUAUUUAGUGGAACUGUCGGACUCAGGUUCGGUCUGAACUUUUCUUCAGGGGUGAGUUUCAUUCUUUCUAGAUCUUCACACCAUUUCACUGUAUACUUUCUGGUCUGUAGGUUGUUGGAGAAGUUGGAAGCCUGAGGGUCAAAUAUGGUGAGGUUUACUACUGGCCCUCACUCUCCCUCUCUUCCACUCUUCUUAAAUUUAUCCACUCUUUGGUAUGCUCUCAAGUGAUGUAUUUGCUGUGUCUCGGGUCUCUCUCUCUCUCUCUCUCCUCUCUCCUCUCUCUCUCUCUCUCUCUCCAUCUCUCUCUCUCUCUCCCUCUCUCUCUCUCUCUCUCCUCUCUCUCUCUCUCUCUCCUCAGAGCAGUGGUUUUUUCCCCCCAAUGCUUGUUGGGUAUCUUAGCUAAACCACUGACACACCAUGAAUCUGUGGUGGAAAAGAGAGAGAGAGAAACAUCUGUUUGUGCCCCAGCGGAGCUGAUGGAUUUCAUAUCAUAAAUCUCAGUUUCUUGAACCACUAUUUAUGAACUCUGAACAACCUGCAUUCAUUUUACAUCUGUGUUGAAGCGAACUCAACUGUUUAUUUGACAAUGUAGAGGUAGAAUAAGAGGAAGGUGUUGCAAAGGCACAUGGAUGGUUCAACGUUGGUGCAUUUUGAAAUAUCAUACUCAGACAAAAAUAUUAUAUCAGAGCUUAUCUCCCUUUGUCCCAUUAAAACAUACAAACCUAGCAUGUGCCUGUAGGUGUGCAAGUGUGCAUCUGCAUACAUCUACCUCUAAUAACACAUUUUUACUCUGUUAGAUAUUGAUUUUAAAUAGUGAUCUAUUUUCUGUGGGAAUUUAAUAAGUCAUCUGUAGGCAGAGGGAGAUAAGUAAGUGAAAGGGGAACAGAACAUUUGUACAAGAGAUCGAGAUAGAGAGGUCACUGUAAAAUGCCUUCUCAUGCUGUUACCAAAACACGCCAGAUGAACACACUGUUGGUUUGUUUACGCUUAGUGUCUACUCCUCUGUGACAGUGAAACUUGAGAGCCAUUUUUUUCCAGUCAUGUCUCAAUAAAACUAACUGUCUAAACGGUAUCUGUCUGAAUGUGACUCUAGAAUCUCAGAGUUAAUCAUAUAACUAAGUGUGCCCCCGCACAUUUACUCUGUACCGGUACCCCCCUGUAUAUAACCUCCCUACUGUUAUUUUACUUUACUGCUGCUCUUUAGUUAUUUGCUUUUAUUUAUUUGACUUAACACUUUUUUAUUUUACUUUUUUAUUUUUAUAAAAAACCUGCAUUGUUGGUUAAGGGCUUGUAAGUAAGCAUUUCACUGUAAUGUCUACUGUAAUGUCUACACCUGUUGUAUUCUGCGCAUGUGGCAAAUACAAUUUGAUUUGAUUUGUUUGACAUUCCCCAUCUGCAGGAUAAGACAAUUAUCCCACCAUAAAUAACUGUCCACAAGAGUAGGGCAUUGUGGAGUGGGGAAACCCAUGCACCUUCUGUAGUAUGUUCAUCAAAGAUCUCUUUGUAGCUCACGUCAAGGGUGAUUUUCUGUAUACAGUAAGUUCAGGCUUGACCUUGCCCUUGGAUUUCUUAUCAGAUCUAAAACGGAUUUUUGAAAAAGUCCCCUGUCUUUCAGUUAAUUUGCGGUUGGCACUUAUGGGUGUAAUGCUGCUGUGAAACCCAUUCAAGCGUUCAGGGUUUAUUUUUUGAUGAUCAGUAAAACACGCUAGACUCAGAGGGGUAAGGUAAAAUGGCUGCCCAGUGUGUUGUGUUUUGGCUUCGGUAAUCCUUUAGCUCACCAGGUUAUUGUUACAGUACGCCCAACAUUCAGCUAUUGAUUUAAUGUAAACACUGUAAAUUACCACAUCAACACAAUUCAUUCAGUGAAGGUAACAUGGUAAACUCAAGCAAUACACUGCAAUACAACAGCAAACAAUGCAGCUAUACAAGUGUUGACAAGAUAAGUGGUGUACUGGGUUCAAACAGAGGUCUACUUGUGACUCUGUCAAAUCCAUCAUAGAUAAUUGGCUUAUCUCUUGUCCUUUUUUUACUAUUAACUGAGGUCAUCAUCCUAUUCUCUCUGUCUUCCUCUGUCCCUGUUUGUGUACAUAGCACAAAUGUCCAUCCUGGCAGCCCCCCCCACAAAGCUCCUAUUAGGAACUCUGUGCCAGACCCCUCCGGAACAUGCAAGGGCUGCAGGUGAGACUAGACACACGCCCUGGCAACCACUACCUACAAUCCUCUCUGCUCAACAACCGCCUCAUCGUCUCUCUACUGUUAUUAACUUCAUUAUAUGGUUCAUAACUGCAUGUUCUCUGUUUUGUGUGUGUAUGUCUGUGUGUGUGUGUGUGUGUGUCAAAGGGAUACAGUCACUGAAAAAGUGGUGGAGCGCUACUCUCACCGCUGGAGGAAGCAGGAGGACAAUUUCACAAAGUUCAGGUGAAAUAUAAACACACUAUAAACCCAGACUCUGAACCCCACUAAAAGCCAGCCAAGAUGAACCAAAGACCACUUUGUGAGGGUCACUAACCAUAACAAAAUGGAUGUUUCCUUUCUACUCCUAAAAGAAUGAGAAACAAAAGCAAGUGGAAGUGUGCUUCAAAGCAGAAGCGACCUGUGAAAUGUUAGCGUUUACCUCUUCAUGCUGUUAGUAGCAGUAGAAGUAGAGGUCAAAGAGUAAUGUGUGAUUGUUGCAACACCAGUCAGUCAGUCAGUGGGUGUUUUCCUUCUCAAUGCUGUCUUCCUCAGCUUCCUGUCUCUGCAGGCUAACACUGGCUUAGUAAUGCUCUCUAUACAGUAUACAGAGACUUCAACAACACCAAACACCAUCAAAGAGAACAGUAAGGAGCUUUGUGAAUGAAUAAACACUUGAAAGGAAGGACACUCAGAGCAGAAAUUCUAAAAGACAAUACUUUUCAAUAAACAUCCCUUUCCAAUGUUUAUAUUUAUAUUAAGACAAGAGGAUGAGGCCUUGUGUCACGAUCGUCUACCAGAGAGGAGGACCAAGGCGCAGCGUUGAAGGCGAACAUAUUUAUUUAUAUAAUGAUCACACGAUCAAAACAACAAAACGAUGACGUGACAGUCAAUGGUAAUACACAAACCAAAUACGAACAAGAAACCACACCAAAUGAAUGCCUAACGGCUACCUAAGUAUGACUCCCAAUCAGAGACAACGAGCUACAGCCGUCUCUGAUUGGGAGCCACCCUGGCCAACAUAGAUAUACCAAACCAGAAAGUGAAACCUAGAACACACAUAGACUAUACACACCCUGGCUCAACAUAUUAGAGUCCCCAGAGCCAGGGCGUGACAGUACCCCCCCGUAAAGGCGCGGACUCCGACCGCGCCCACCAAAUACCACAGGGGAGGGAACGGGUGGGCACUCCGCUUAGGCGGCGGAUCCGGCUCCGGGCCUGAUCCCCGCUCCCUCUCCAACCCCCCAAGGUACCCCUGGUCCGGUCUGGCCCCGCUGGCCGGAGCUGGACUGCACACUGGUGGAGCGGAUUGCUCUAGCUCCGGCGUGAAGCAUCUGACCGGUGCCGGACCAGCCACCGGUGGAACAGGCACGGGCCGUGCCGGACUGACGACGCACACCACUGGCUUGGUGUGGGGAGCAGGAGCGGGCCGAGCCGGGCUGUCGAAGCGCACCCCUGACUUGGUGCGGGGAACAGGCACGGGCCGUGCCGGACUGACGACGCACACCACUGGCUUGGUGUGGGGAGCAGGAGCGGGCCGAGCCGGGCUGUCGAAGCGCACCCCUGACUUGGUGCGGGGAGCAGGAACGGGCCGAGCCGGGCUGACGAAGCGCACCACUGACUUGGUGCGGGGAGCAGGAACGGGCCGAGCCGGGCUGACGAAGCGCACCACUGACUUGGUGCGGGGAGCAGGAACGGGCCGAGCCGGGCUGACGAAGCGCACCACUGACUUGGUGCGGGGAGCAGGAACGGGCCGAGCCGGGCUGACGAAGCGCACCACUGACUUGGUGCGGGGAGCAGGAACGGGCCGAGCCGGGCUGACGAAGCGCACCACUGACUUGGUGCGGGGAGCAGGAACGGGCCGAGCCGGGCUGACGAAGCGCACCACUGACUUGGUGCGGGGAGCAGGAACGGGCCGAGCCGGGCUGACGAAGCGCACCACUGACCUGGUGCGGGGAGCAGGAACAGGCCGGACCGUACUGGGGACACACACCACUGGUCCUACGCCGGGAUCUGGAAUGGGCCGGACCGGACUGGUAACACACCCCAGUACCUCUCGCCGUGCCUCUACACCUUCCACCCCCUCUUCGACCAGUGGCCCCCGUAACCUGGCGGCCUCCUCUGCCAACCCGCUGGGCCGCUCUGCCGCGGUCUCCUGCUGGCCCGUCGUCCACGGCGUUAGCCCCCCCCUAAAAAAUUUCUGGCCGUCUCUCCUACCCGUGGACCAGGUCUCCAUGUCCCUCGCCAGCCUUUCGCCCUUCUGCCACAAUGUCAAGCCCUUCUCUUCCUCACCCGGCUUGACCCAGUCGAGGAGGCGAAGGAGAUCUGCUAGAGAUCUCCCUGGCGAUGGCUCCUGGACACGCUGCUUGGUCAAAUCUUGGUGGUUUCUUCUGUCACGAUCGUCUACCAGAGAGGAGGACCAAGGCGCAGCGUUGAAGGCGAACAUAUUUAUUUAUAGAAUGAUCACACGAUCAAAACAACAAAACGAUGACGUGACAGUCAAUGGUAAUACACAAACCAAAUACGAACAAGAAACCACACCAAAUGAAUGCCUAACGGCUACCUAAGUAUGACUCCCAAUCAGAGACAACGAGCUACAGCCGUCUCUGAUUGGGAGCCACCCUGGCCAACAUAGAUAUACCAAACCAGAAAGUGAAACCUAGAACACGCAUAGACUAUACACACCCUGGCUCAACAUAUUAGAGUCCCCAGAGCCAGGGCGUGACACCUUGUUUAUGUAUUCCUGUAUCUGAUAUUUUCUUCCAUUUAUCACCAGUAGCUUUUUAUACCUAACUUAUCAACCAGUCUGUUUUAAAAUAAGAUAAAAGAGUAUGUGAUUAAUUUACAGUACGCUUUUAAUACUGUCUCUUUAUCUUAUAAUCAAAAGGUUAUUAUUGUGUUCUCAGGUCUCUUCUGCGUGACAAAUGUCAUGGACUCACCAAGGCUAUGGUGACACAGGCCAACACUCCUCUGGGGUCAAAGGUUGUGUACGAUGGAGAGAAGAGGAAGCCUCUUCAGGUGACCCCUGAACUGUUCAGCACCUUCGCUAAGGUUCGUUGCUCUGGUCCAGAGUGUCACCUCAAUGAUUAGUGUGGGUUUAAGAAAGAGAGUGACAUGACACAUGUUGUGUUGCCUACAGGAGAAUCCUUUUGUGAAUACGACAUGGGAUACGUGUUCUGUUGUUGGGAAUGGGGGAAUCCUAGCUAACAGCAGCUGUGGAGAGAAAAUCGACUCCGCCCAGUUUGUUAUCAGGUGUGAGACAGAAAACGUACUCCACAAUAAUGACCAUUUCCUAUCAAACAUUGUUAGACACAACUUUACUGACUACUUCCCUCUAUGUCUCCCUCUCUCAGGUGUAACCUCCCUCCUCUGGAAAAUGGCUAUAAGAGAGACGUGGGCAACAAGACAGACCUGGUGACAGCUAAUCCCAGCAUCCUCAUGGAGAAGUGAGUUUGGGAGCUCAUUGUGCUUCUCAUAUUGCCUAUCACCUGGUAUUUUAUAGUGGAUUAAGAAAUGACCUGAUCAUAUAUUCUUGUGCUGGUCAAAUUCAUCUCCUCCAGCUGUUCUUCACCUCUUUUUUUCUCUCCAUCCCAUCCUCUCUCAGAUAUGGGGGCCUGCAGGGGCGUCGUCGGCCCUUCGUGGAGAGCCUGCGUAGCUAUGGCGACUCCCUGAUGCUCCUGCCAGCCUUCUCGUACGGCCACAACACGCCCGUGUCUCUGCGGGCCCUCUACACCAUCCAGGACUUUGGCAGCCCCUCACGGCCCGUCUUCCUCAACCCAGAGUACCUCCAGAGUCUGGCUGUCUUCUGGCGGGGCCAGGGCCUGCAGACGGUACGCCUCAGCACAGGACUCAUCGUGGCUAGCCUGGCGCUGGAGCUGUGUGCCAACGUGCAUCUCUACGGGUUCUGGCCCUUUAAUCAACACCCCAACAGAAACCAGCCCCUCACCAACCACUACUACGACAACAGGCAGAGUAAGAAGACGGUGCACUCCAUGCCCGCUGAGUUUGACCACCUGCUGAGGCUCCACAGCCAGGGCGUGCUCAGGAUACACCUGGGAGAGUGUGCGUCCGCCGGCAGGUAGGCCCCACCCCUUUACCGGCACCUUACCUACAGCUAGGACAGACACAACAGGGGCAUAGGGCCCUCCUAUAGACUCUCUCAGGAGUCUUACCCAGUCAUGCACUUACCCAGUCAUGUCUUUGCUACGUGCCAGAUCGGAUGGCCCCGACUGGCCCCAAACGCUCUGGUAUUCAGCACAGGGGCAUAUUUUAUGUGCCAACUAGCUGGUCACAGUGGAGGAGCAAGGUGGAGGCUGGGACAUGUAGUCUCCACAGCAGCCGUUUGUAGAUUCUUAGUGUGAGAGUCUGCAGAACAGGUUGAUCUUCAAUCAAAUGAUUUGUACUGUACCCAAAAUGGGUGUAAAUACAUGAAGCAUGCAUAUCAUAUACUGUAUAGAUUUACAAUUAUGUAUUUAUCAUCACAAGUGUUCCAGCUGGAAUCUAGAGAAUGUUUUUGUUUUGUUGGACUUCAACUGAGAAGCCAUUUUAGUGGUUAAACAUGUAUGGUUUAGAUGAGGCCUUCCAAACUACAGGGGGGUCAGUGUAGUGCCUAAAAACCUUCCUGACUGUAGCCAAAAAUACCACAUUUGAGCCUUUAAGAGUUAACAGAAUGUAUGGUCAUGUCAAUCAAAUACGUCCUGGAUUGGACAAUCUUUAGCUGGACUGUUACAUUCAGAUUUACAGUACCAGUCAAAAGUUUGGACACCUACUCAUUCAAGGGUUUUUCUGUAUUUUUACUAUUUUCUACAUUGUAGAAUAAUAGUGAAGACAUCAAAAUUAUGAAAUAAAAGUGUUAAACAAAUCAAAAUAUAUUUUAGAUUCUUCAAAGGUGCCACCCUUUGCCUUGAUGACAGUUUUGCACACUCUUGCAUUCUCUCAACCAGCUUCACCUGGAAUGCUUUUCCAACAGUCUUGAAGGAGUUCCCACAUAUGCUGAGCACUUGUUGGCUGCUUUUCCUUCACUCUGCGGUCCAACUCAUCCUUAACCAUCUCAAUUGGGUUGAGGUCGGGUGAUUGUGGAUACCAGGUCAUCUGAUGCAGCACUCUACUUCUUGGUCAAAUAGCCCUUACACAGCCUGCAGGUGUGUUGGGUCAUUGUCCUGUUGAAAAACAAAUGGUAGUCCCACUAAGCGCAAACCAGAUGGGAUGGCAUAUCGCUGCAGAAUGCUGUGGUAGCCAUGCUGGUUAAGUGUGCCUUGAAUUCUAAAUAAAUCACAGACCGUGUCACCAGCAAAGCACCCCCACACCAUCACACCUCCUCCAUGAUUCAAGGUGGGAACCACACAUGCGGAGAUCAUCCGUUCUCACAAAGACACGGCUGUUGGAACCAAAAAUCUCAACUUUGGACUCCUCAGACCAAAGGACAGAUUUCCACCGGUCUAAUGUCCAUUGCUUGUGUUUCUUGGCCCAAGCAAGUCUCUUCUUCUUAUUGAUGUCCUUCAGUAGUGGUUUUGUUGCAGCAAUUCGACCAUGAAGGCCUGAUUCACGCAGUCUCCUCUGAACAAUUGAUGUUGAGAUGUGUCUGUUACUUGAACUCUGUGAAGCAUUUAUUUGGGCUGCAAUCUGAGGUGCAGUUAACUCUAAUAAACUUAUCCUCUGCAGCAGAGGUAACUCUGGGUCUUCCUUUCCUGUGGCGGUCCUCAUGAGGGCCAGUUUCAUCAUAGCGCUUGAUGGUUUUUGCGACUGCACUUGAAGAAACUUUCAAAGUUCUUGAAAUGUUCCGUAUUGACUGACCUUAAUGUUUUAAAGUAAUAAAGGACUGUUGUUUCUCUUUGCUUAUUGGAGCUGUUCUUGCCAUAAUAUGGACUUGGUCUUUUACCAAAUAGGGCUAUCUUCUGUAUUCCACCCCUACCUUAUCACAACACAACUUAUUGGCUGAAACGCAUUAAGAAGGAAAGAAAUUCCACAAAUUAACUUUUAACAAGGCACACCUGUUAAUUGAAAUGCAUUCAAAAUGAAAUCAAAAGUUAUUUGCCACAUGCACCGAAUACAACAGGUGUAGACAUUACAGUGAAAUGCUUACUUACAAGCCCUUAACCAACAAUGCAGUUUUUAAAAUAAAAAAAUAAAAUAAAAAAAGUGUUAAGUAAAAAAAAUUAAAGCAAAUAACUAAAGAGCAGCAGUAAAAUAAAAUAACAGCAGGGAGGCUAUAUACAGGGGGGUACCGGUACAGAGUCAAUGUGCGGGGGCCCCGGCUAGUCGAGGUAAUUAAGGUAAUAUGUACAUGUGGGUAGAGUUAAAAUGUCUAUGCAUAAAUAAUAAACAGAGUAGCAGCAGCGUAAAAGAGGGGGGUGGGGUGGGGUGGGGGGGCAGUGCAAAUAGUCAGGGUAGCCAUGAUUAGCUGUUCAGGAGUCUUAUGGCUUGGGGGUAGAAGCUGUUGAGAGCCUUUUGGACCUAGACUUAGUGCUCCGGUACCGCUUGCCGUGCGAUAGCAGAGAGAACAGUCUAUGACUAGAGUGGCUGGAGUCUUUGACAAUUUUUAGGGCCUUCCUCUGACACCGCCUGGUAUAGAGGUCCUGAAUGGCAGGAAGCUUGGCCCCAGUGAUGUACUGGGCCAUACGCACUACCCUCUGUAGUGCCUUGCGGUCGGAGGCCGAGCAGUUGCCAUACCAGGCGAUGCCAUACUCUCGAUGGUGCAGCUGUAGACAUUUUUGAGGAUCUGAGUAUGGUAUGGCAACUGCUCGGCCUCUUUUCAGGCUUUGCCGUGCCCUCUUCACGACUGUCUUGGUGGGUUUGGACCAUGAUAGUUUGUUGGUGAUGUGGACACCAAGGAACUUGAAGCUCUCAACCUGUUCCACUACAGCCCCGUCAAUGAGAAUGGGGCGUGCUCAGUCCUCUUUUUUUUUCCUGUAGUCAACAAUCAUCUCCUUUGUCUUGAUCACAUUGAGGGAGAGGUUGUUAUCCUGGCACCACACAGCCAGGUCUCUGACCUCCUCCCUAUAGGCUGUCUCAUCGUUGUCGGUGAUCAGGCCUACCACUGUUGUGUCGUCGGCAAACUUAAUGAUGGUGUUGGAGUCGUGCCUGGCCAUGCAAUCAUGGGUGAACAGGGAGUACAGGAGGGGACUGAGCACGCACCCCUGAGGGGCCCCCGUGUUGAGGAUCAGCGUGGCAGAUGUGUUGUUACCUACCCUUACCACCUGGGGGCGGCCCGUCAGGAAAUCCAGGAUCCAGUUGCAGAGGGAGGUGUUUAGUCCCAGGAUCCUUAGCUUAGUGAUGAGCUUUGAGGGCACUAUAGUGUUGAACGCUGAGCUGUAGUCAAUGAAUAGCAUUCUCACAUAGGUGUUCCUCUUGUCCAGGUGGGAAAGGGCAAUUUGGAGUGCAAUAGAGAUUGCAUCAUCUGUGGAUCUGUUGGGGCGGUAUGCAAAUUAGGGUGGGUCUAGGGUUUCUGGGAUAAUGGUGUUGAUGUGAGCCAUGACCAGCCUUUCAAAGCACUUCAUGGCUACAGACGUGAGUGCUAUGGGUCGGUAGUCAUUUAGGCAGGUUAUCUUAGUGUCCUUAGGCAUAGGGACUAUGGUGGUCUGCUUGAAACAUGUUGGUAUUACAGACUCAGUCAGGGACAUGUUGAAAAUGUCAGUGAAGACACUUGCCAGUUGGUCAGCACAUGCUCGGAGUACACGUUCUGGUAAUCCGUCUGGCCCUGCGGCCUUGUGAAUGUUGACCUGCUUAAAAGUCUUACUCACAUUCCAGGUGACUAACUCAUGAAGCUGGUUGAGAGAAUGCCAAGGGUGUGCAAAGCUGUCAUCAAGGCAAAGGGUGGCUACUUUGAAGAAUCUCAAAUAUAAAAUAUAUUUUGAUUUGUUUAACACUUUUUUGGUUACUACAUGAUUCCAUGUGUUAUUUCAUAGUUUUGAUGUCUUCACUAUUAUAUCUACAAUGUAGAAAAUAGUAAAAAUAAAGAAAACCCCUUGAAUGAGUAGGUGUGUCCAAACUUUUGACUGGUACUGUAUAUUUUAUAUCAAUGAUGAUUAAAUGUGUUGUCUCAUUAUGACAUGGUGUAUUAUACAUUCAAUGUGGUACUGGGUCUUCCAUGUAAUUGUAUUUAUUUAACCUUUAUUUAACUAGGCAAGUCAGUUAAGAACAAAUUCUUAUUUACAAUGACGGCCUACACCAGCCAAAACCGGACGACGCUGGGCCAAUUGUGCGCUGCCCUAUGGGACUCCCAAUCACGGCCGGUUGUGAUACAGCCUGGAAUCGAACUAGGAGGUCUGUAGUGACGCCUCAAGCACUGAGAUGCAGUGCCUUAGACCGCUGCGCCACUCGGGAGCAAUGAGUCCCUUUGAUAUUCUAAGUAGAAAUUGUGCACCAAUAUUGAAUUUUAAAAGACUGUUAUAUUAAAUGAAAUGCCCUUUGAUAUAGACCACAUGGAAAAUUUAAUAAAUCAGAUUUUUUACAUGAAUAAAGACUUGCUAAAGUGGCAAGAUUCUGCAUUUUUAUAUGUCCCUCUGUGCACCCUCUGUGACUUCAAGAAAGAUGGUAACCCACUUAACCUCAACAUCUUUUCACCAUCGUUGUAAAGCCCUAGUUAUUUUGUUGCUUUGACAAAGUCAUUUCUGAAGAUUAUAAUUUAUUUCAUAUGAUUUAGUUAUUAAUUUUAAAGUAAAAAACAACAACCUGUCCCUCAUUUUAAGGUCAACCCUGUUACGUGAACUGAACUCUCGUUUUAAUAUGGUGAAACUUUUCCUUUUUUUAUUGGGAAAAGAAACAUUGAAUAUCUAAUAGUCAAAUCAUAAUGUAAAAGCAGGUGAGCUGGUUCUACUCUUUUUGGCAAUUUUCUGGUGUUUUGUGGUGGAAAACUGAGUGGGUCAAGCAUAACUUGUCAACCCUGUUACCCAUAGAGGAACAGGCUAGAAAUGAUUUAACAUUUUCAUUUUUUUUGUGACACUUGCAUUCAAGUGCCCCUCUCUGUUGCACACAACAAGCUUCCAUUCCUCCUGUCACAAGGGGAUUUAUGGCUGAUUUAAGAUGAAAUCGUCAACCCUGUUGUGGUCAACCCUGAUACUUUAUUUGGCACUUAAUAGGCACUUACUAUAGUCAUUUUUUUAUUCAACCUCUUGAGAUGGGAAAACACGUUUUUUAUUAAGUUGAACAUGUGCUCUUCAUGACAGAAUGUUAAAAUUAGGUGAAAUAAAACAGGUUCUUUUUUUCUCCACCAAGUUAGACAACCCAAAACCCAGCUAACAAUCGUUCCCACAACUUUAGGUCACCAGAAGGGACUCAUUUCCUGGAACGACCCUACUACUAUACCAACACUUUGUUUCAUCAUUUCAAAAUACAUUUUGGGAAAGAAAAACAGUGUUUCAAUGAUCCUGUAAACAUAAAAUAACAACAAAGGGUUCUUACACAGCAAGGACUGUACUAGAUACCUUACCCAGGCCAAACUAACUCAGUGUAAUGAUGCUGGAGCACGCAAUUGUCUUUGCACCUAAUUUAGGAACAAAUGUGAAAAUAUUCAAGUGAGUGUCAUUAGUCCAAUGUUUGAAAGUGAACUGGCACAGUUUGUUUUAUUAAUAAUAUUACCACACUGAUGUUACAUAACCCUUCAAACAGAGAUCUUUUCUAUUCUGGUUCUUUGUACCGUUUGGCAGUCCUGGAUGUAGCACAGAGAUGGCCUGGGCCCCAGCCUCAGCCUCAGGCCUCAGUCUCCAGGCUGGCUCUCUGGGUAGUGCCAUGGCCACACUGGCACAACGCAAGACAACCUCCCAGACCCAGAAGCCUUGGGCUGGGCCCGACACCAAUGUCUCUGGACCCUCGGGACUGGGGCAGGGUGCUUCUGAAGACCCCACACAGGGUUCAAACUCAGAGCAGAGGACAAAACAGAGGAGGGGGAACAGAAGGUGACCAGGGAAGUGAUGACACCCAUAAACAUUUCUGGGGAGUCUCCUUUCAAAAAUGUUUUCCAUGGUUACCAGCUCACACAGGUCAAAGUGUUAUAAUUAAGCAAUAAGGCCAGAGGAGGUGUGGUAUAUGACCAAUAUACCACGGCCAAGGGCUGUUCUAAUGCACGACGCAAC
Molecule: messenger RNA, 15269 nt
Organism: Coregonus sp. 'balchen'
Lineage: Eukaryota; Metazoa; Chordata; Actinopteri; Salmoniformes; Salmonidae
Source: the annotation of a GenBank genome assembly